AUGAAUAUAGUUACUUCAAAGAAUGUCCUCAUCCCGGGGAAUCACAGCGACACAGGUUAUGCAAAGAGCUGUUUCUCGAGCAAGACCAGAUCAAAUAUUGGUUUUAGAAUAAAAGAACUCAAAAAAAAGCUCAAAAUGAAAGAUCUUCUAACAUAUUACUUCGUGGUGAAAACGAUAAGAUCUGAUAUGAGAAUGAAGCAAUGCUAG
Molecule: messenger RNA, 207 nt
Organism: Thlaspi arvense
Lineage: Eukaryota; Viridiplantae; Streptophyta; Magnoliopsida; Brassicales; Brassicaceae
Source: the annotation of a GenBank genome assembly